AUGCCUCUCUCUGCGGAUUGCAAAUAUUUCUUGCUGCCUUCUUCAUGGAUUUUAAAAUGGAGAAAUUACAUCAGUCCAUCAUUCAAGAAUCCAGAUAUACCUAAAACUUUAGACAGGGUAAUUGAUUCACUGAUGUGUGAAAAGCACUCUCAACUUGUUGAAAGACCUCCUCAACUGGUUUUCAGACGUGGUGCUAUAAUUCAGAAAGAAUCUUCUGCAAGUGGCUUAACUAUCAUACCGGAGAAUGAUUGGAGAUGCUUUUGUGAAGAAUGGGGUGCUACCAAGACCAAAAGGGUAUCUGCAACAAUUGAGCACAUUAAUAAUUCAGGGGCCUUUUUGACUGGGUCCAGUGAUAAGAUGUUGAUAUGCGAAGAUCAGUUACAGAUAGGGCAUAAAGUGAACGGGAUUACCCAUGUUAUAUGUGUUUUAUCAUUCAAGAUUGGUUCAGUAUUGUGGUGCAACAAAACUCUUUGGCUGUCAUGCCAAAGUGAUGUUCAUGGGAUCAGCGUUUUUUGUUUGCAGUAA
Molecule: messenger RNA, 525 nt
Organism: Vicia faba (fava bean)
Lineage: Eukaryota; Viridiplantae; Streptophyta; Magnoliopsida; Fabales; Fabaceae
Source: the annotation of a GenBank genome assembly